Anopheles darlingi is the source of this 2201-nucleotide messenger RNA. RefSeq names its product fatty acid hydroxylase domain-containing protein 2-like. NCBI's taxonomy places the organism in Eukaryota, Metazoa, Arthropoda, Insecta, Diptera, Culicidae. The transcript is spliced from 3 exons. The record is from RefSeq and is a predicted model, not a curated record. Gene Ontology annotation, molecular function: C-4 methylsterol oxidase activity; iron ion binding. The coding region runs from base 1102 to 1986 and encodes 294 amino acids. Gene Ontology annotation, biological process: sterol biosynthetic process.
UAAAACAGCAAGAAAAAGAAAAUCUUUCGCGUCAUGCUCGCGGUGUGAUAGUGGCCUCUCUACUCGGGGCAAACCGAACAAUAACAACAAAAAAACAUGGCAGAGAUAACCUACCCCGAACCGAUGCGAUGCUCGCUCAGUUCGCUGGAUCCUGGACUCUUCCUUUCCAACACUCAAAACCUGUGCCAAUUAGUGUGGACACACCCCGGGAUGUCCAUGGAAUCACUUAUGUAAUUGUGUACCGGCUGUGAUUAAGCCAAACGAGGAACUCCGAAUGGCUCUAUGCUAUGGUUUUAGAAUGCUAUGUACUAGUAGUAGUAGUAGUAGUUGUUGCCUUACAUUGGACAGAGUUGGAUAGAGCAACGAGCGGCGAACUCGUUGGUGGAGGAAUCUGGAAUCAAAUUUGCUUCCCCCUCCCUCCCCCCUUUUUGGGUUUCGUUUUCAAUAGCAUAUCGAUUCGGCUUGCUGAUGGUAAUCGACCAUUUCGUUAACCACCGUGCGAGAAACACAGGAUCAACCAUUGUGCGCGAACCGCGUUGCCAAGUGCUGCGCGACUGCCACUAGGCCUUUCGCACAAUAAAGACGUGAGAAAAAGAAAGAGAGAGAGAGCGAGAAAAAAAAUGCGUGCUGGUUGUAUGUAAUAGUAAAGCAAUUGAAGAGCGUUCAGUUACUACCGCUGCUGCUGUUGCUGCUGCUGUUGCUGCUGCUGUUGCUGUUGAGCGAGACACAACAAAGAUGAUGAUGCACAGAAGAACACGCACACGCAUACGGGUAACGGGAUUGCGCGGUUGCUCUCUCGCCGCACUGGCGGUCGAAUCAAUUGGUCCGCGCGCCCGCGAACACAAAGCCCCGCUUGAUCACAAAGCACCGAGACGCAGUACUUGUCGCGCAUCGACCUCGUCGGCGCGCUGGGUUCGGUUGUAUCGGAUCGGAACACAGAAGCGUAAGUGACCACCCGGGGGCAGCAGGACGCACCAGCGGAAGAGAGAGAGAAUAUAUAUUUUGUGCUUUGAUUGUGCGAUCGUCGUCAAGAGUUUACUGGUGAUUGCUGCUACUGCUGCUGCUGCUGCUUGAGCUACGGAGGAUUUCUGGAGGAUCAUCAUGUCGCUGACGGCGGAGCUGUUCGAUCUGCCGGCGCACCAGUUCCGUGUGUUCUGGGAUGCGUCGGGCAGCCUGUGGCAGUCGCUCUGGGAUCGCCUGCUCGAUCUCACCGGUGACAAUGCGCCGCUACUGUGGAUCGUCGGUACGUGGGUGUACACGUCGGUCGUGUACUGGUCGAUCGGUACGCUCUACACGCUCGCCGACGUCACGGGCCGGCCAGCCUUUCUGCGCCGCUACAAGGUGCAACCGGGCACGAACGAACCGGUCGAACCGGGGCGGCUCCGGGCCGCCAUACGGCAGGUACUGCUGAACCAGCUCGCCAUCGGGUUACCCCUCAUGUUCGGUGUCUACUGGUUGUUGCCGGUGCAGAGCCGCACACAGAUCCGGCAAUUGCCGACCUUCCUCACCGGGCUCUGGCAGCUGGCCGUGUGCGUGCUGAUCGAGGAACCACUGUUCUACUACAGCCACCGGUUGCUGCACCACGGGCGCCUCUACCGCUUCAUCCACAAGCGGCACCACGAGUGGACGGCCCCGAUCGCGAUCACCGCCAUCUACUGCCAUCCGGUCGAGCACGCGCUCAGCAAUCUGCUACCGGUUACGAUCGGUGUGCUGGCGACCGGGUGUCACAUCUCGGUCGCCUGGCUCUGGUUUACGGUAGCGAUCUCGAACACGCUGCACGUACACUCCGGUUACCAUCUGCCCUUUCUGCCCAGCCCCGAGCAGCACGAUUUCCAUCAUCUCAAGUUCAACCAGUGUUACGGGGUGCUGGGGGUGCUGGAUUGGCUGCACGGUACGAACGAUCUGUUCUACCGGUCCAAGCAGUCCAAGCGGGACUACAUACUGACGACGCUGGAGCCGGUACGCCAGACCUAUCCGGACUCGUAAGGAUUCCCCGUUUUCCCCCUUCCACCCCGAUCGGGGGUGCCGAUGAUAUUAACUGUGAUCGCGAUCGAUCGCUGUCGUCUGCGUGCUAGAGGCAGGUUUUUGUCCUGCUUUUGCUUCUUCGUUUUUUUUUUUAAUUUGUUCUACUGUUACUGACAUCUUCACACUUGUUAUGCUCCAAUAUACCUACCCGUAUACGAUUGUGUUGGGAACUACUA